Oryzias melastigma (Indian medaka) is the source of this 10245-nucleotide messenger RNA. Its product is annotated as mucin-5AC. The coding region runs from base 570 to 9983 and encodes 3137 amino acids. The record is from RefSeq and is a predicted model, not a curated record. Gene Ontology annotation, cellular component: extracellular matrix. Lineage: Eukaryota; Metazoa; Chordata; Actinopteri; Beloniformes; Adrianichthyidae. Gene Ontology annotation, molecular function: protein binding. The transcript has 49 exons.
UUAUUAUUUUCUUUUGGUAUUCUGAAAUCAAACAGAUAAAUACUUCCAGAAAAAUCAUACAAGUUUAAAAAGGGGGAAACCACAGUACCAGUUAUUAAAAAAAAAAGAGCAAACAAGUUAAAGAUAAAGCAAGAAUUUCCAACCUGUCAAUGAUUAAUCUUAGUAAAUAUUUAAACUAUGUAUAAUCAUUUAUUUAUGGAUUAACUUGACUUUAUCUUCUUCGCCUGUGUUUUCAGUAGCUAUUAAGGCGCAGUCCGUUCAUCCAAAUAAUUUCCUUCACUGGAAAAACGUUGGCACACAUGCUCAUCUUCCUCCUUUUUUUCAUUUACCUAGUUCUGAAAACGAAUUAAUACUACAAAAACAAAUUAUAGAAAAACUAGUUCCUUGUAUUGAUGUUUUCAUAGGAUUCCUUAACACACUGUACCUAAAAAAAAAAAAAUGCUUGGACUGUUUUUAGAAGUAACCCCUUGGUGGGUGUGAUCGUGAAAGAUGUAAAAAUCACAAGUGCUAACACCCAAAAUCUAUCACAAGCCCCUCCUAAACUGUAAACAUGCAAAGGACUAUAUUAGAUGAAAUUGGUAUCGGCGUUCACCUGGGACAAUUAUCCACCACGGCUCAGGUACGACUCACGGACCAAAGCAGCAGCAAGGAUGCUUCGAGAUUGGUGGUUGAUAAUGCCAUGGUUCAUCCUGUGUCUUGGACCAUCUCCAUCUAACGCGGGUAUGCUGAUGAGUGAUGGAAAAACACAAAUACGAGAGGUGACAUACCCUGACAGACACCAGUUCUGCAGCACGUGGGGAAACUACCAUUUCAAGACUUUUGGAGGGAAAUUCUUCCAGUUUCCUUUCACUUGUAACUACAUCUUCGCCUCCCACUGUAAAACUAGUUAUGAGGUUUUCAAUAUUCAGCUGCAGCGAGAGGAGGUCGAUGGGGUUGUGUCCAUCAGGAGGGUGGUUAUGAAGCUGGAUGGUUUGGUGGUGGAAUUAGCGAGCAGUUCAAUCACAGUUGAUGGCAAUGGUGUUACGAUGCCGUUCAAAAAGGCUGGCAUUUCAAUCGGCAGUGUUUCGUCCUACGUCAAAAUUGAGACCAGUUUGGGCCUGAUUGCCAUGUGGAAUCAGCAAGACUCCUUUUGGGUGGAGCUAGAUUCAAGGUUCCAAAAUCAGACUUGUGGUCUUUGUGGAGAUCUCGGUGACAUUUAUGUUAAUGAUGAUUCAGUUCAGUCAGAAAGUGCCAUCGAUGCUGAAAUUUAUGCUGAAGAAUUUGAAGUGAAGGAUCCAUCAGGAAGCUGUGAAUCAGUCUCCUCCCAAUCUACAACUUGUACAAAUGAAGACUCCCAAACCAGUCUCUGUACAGAUCUUAUUUAUGGACCUGCUUUCAACAGUUGUCGAAACCUGAUCAGCACUGAUGCCUUCAUCAAAGCCUGUGUGAAAGACCUCUGCUCCUGUAAAAGCAACAGCACUGAAUGCUUGUGUUGGACAGUAUCAGAAUACUCCCGACAGUGCGCUCAUGCAGGUGGUGAACCGCAGCGCUGGGAAAACCAACACUUGUGUGAAAAAACCUGCCCUGACAACAUGGUGUAUAAGGAGUGCGGCAGCCCUUGCACUGACACCUGUAGUAACCAGCAGAGAAGCCAGAUGUGUGAUGAGCACUGCAUCGAUGGAUGCUUCUGCCCAGCUGGGACCGUCUUUGAUGACAUGUCCCAAACUGGAUGUGUCCCUCUUGAUCAGUGCUCCUGCUCCCAUAAUGGCAAGUUAUAUCAACAGGGAGAGUCAUAUCAUCAAACAUGUAAACAAUGCACCUGCUUUAAGGGAGUCUGGAGCUGUGAGGACUUGAGCUGCCCUGGAGUCUGCUCCAUCCUGGGGGGCUCCCACAUCUCUACUUUUGAUGAUAAAGCAUAUACUUUUCACGGAGACUGUUCAUAUGUUCUUUCCAAGGAAACUAAUGGCUAUUUCACCAUUCUGGGAGAUUUGAUUAAAUGUAAAAACUCUGAAAAAUCAACUUGCUUGUCUUCGGUCACUUUAAAGCAUCUAAAUCACACGAUUGAAGUCAAAGACAACAAAGACAUCUUUUUUGACAGCUUUUCCCCAAAACUUCCUCUUUUUAUGGAUGACAUCACAAUCUUCAAACCAUCAUCAUUCUUUACCAUAAUUCAUACCACCUUUGGGCUCGAUAUUGAAAUUCAGCUUGUGCCUGUUAUGCAGAUCUACAUCAAAGCAGACGUGUCCUUGAAAGAAAAACUCAGGGGUCUUUGUGGAGAUUUCAAUGAUGUUGAAGCUGAUGACUUUAGAACUUCAAAUGGAAUAGUUGAGGGAACCGCUGUGACGUUUGCCAACACAUGGAAGGUCAAAGUAACAUGUCCUGAUGUCAAAACUGUUCUUGAAGACCCCUGUGCUCUGAGCAUUGACAAGGAAAAAUUUGCCAAAAACUGGUGCGUCCUAUUGUCAGACCCCACUGGAAUGUUUUCCCCUUGUCACUCUAAGAUCAACCCAGAGGACUAUGAAAAUGCAUGUGUGUAUGACACAUGUGCCUGUGAAAACAGUGAAGACUGCAUGUGUGCCGCCAUCUCCUCCUACGUUCAUGCUUGUGCUGCUGAAGGCAUUUCACUUGAUGGAUGGAGGAGCAACAUGUGUAAUAAAUACACUGAAGACUGCCCGCCCACCUUAGUGUAUAAGUACAAUAUGACAGGCUGUGAUCGCACCUGUCGUUCUCUCAGUCAGCCUGACUUGACUUGUCCAAUUGAGUUCACGUCGGUGGACGGCUGUGGCUGUGCUGAAGGGACCUAUCUUGAUGAAAAAGGAGUGUGUGUGCUGGCCUCAAAGUGCUCCUGCUAUAGAGGAGAUACCCCAGUGCAACCUGGUGACACAACCAGUGGACAAAGUUGCAUCUGCCAUAAUGGGAAACUGAGCUGUAUGGGACAGGAGACAAUUGAAACUUGUUCUGAUCCGAUGGUUUUCUUCAACUGCUCAAGUACAAGUACAGGGGAAAAGGGAGCAGAGUGUCAAAAGAGCUGUCUGACUCUGGAAACAGAAUGUAUGAGCACACAGUGCACCUCAGGCUGUGUAUGCCCUGAUGGCUUGCUGUCAGAUGGUAAUGGAGGUUGUGUAAAGGAGGAGGACUGUCCUUGUGCGCACAAUGGAGAACUACAUAACCCCGGACAAACAAUAACUGUGAACUGCAACACCUGCACGUGCAAAAACAGAAACUGGGAGUGCACGCAGGAAGACUGUACAAGCACUUGUACAAUCUAUGGAGAAGGACAUUACAUCACAUUUGACCAAAAGAAGUUCACCUUCAAUGGGGAUUGUCGCUACAUUUUCACUCAGGAUUACUGUGGGAAUAACAUGGAUGGCACCUUCAGGGUUCUGACGGAGAUGGUCUGUGCUGCAACUGAGAGUGUCUGCUCUACAGCAGUCAAGCUCUUCUUGGGGAAUACAGAAAUUGCUCUGUUAGAUGAAACUGUCCAAAUUACCAAGCAAAAAGAAGGUCCUGACAUACCUUUUAAAGUCCACACCAUGGGCUUGUAUAUCGUCAUUGAGGCAAAGAACAAUCUUGUUCUUGUUUGGGAUAAGAAGACAACCCUUAUGAUCAGACUGAGCUCCGCAUUCAAGGGAAAAGUCUGUGGUCUCUGUGGAAACUUUGAUGGAAAUAUUAAGAACGAUUUCACCACCCAACGAAAAGAAGUCGUCACCGACGCCAUAGAGUUUGGAAACAGCUGGAAAGUGUCUCAUGAAUGUCCAAAUGUGAACGCAACAGAAAACGCCUGCAGUCUGUACUCGCAUAAGAAAGCAUGGGCGCUGAAACACUGCGACAUCAUCAAAAGUGAGGUGUUUUCUCUGUGCCAUUCAAAGGUGGAUCCCCAAAGCUAUUAUGAUGCUUGUGUGAAAGACACAUGCGCCUGCAAUACAGGAGGAGACUGUGAAUGCUUCUGCUCAACAGUUGCAGCCUACGCUGCAGCCUGCAAUGAGUCUGGAGUCUGUAUAAAAUGGAGAACUCCCACCAUUUGCCCUGUGUUCUGCGAUUUCUACAACCCUGAUGGAGAGUGUGAGUGGCAUUAUGCACCAUGUGGAAGACCAUGUAUGAAGACCUGCAAAAAUCCCUCAGGAACAUGCUACAGUGAACUUCCACCAUUAGAAGGUUGUUAUCCAAGCUGCCCUUCUGAAAGAUCAUAUUUGGAAGAGGUUUCCAUGAAGUGUGUGUCCAAAGAAGAAUGUGGCUGCUAUGAUGAUGAUGGGAAGCAUUAUAAAGAUGGGGAGCUCAUGCCUGCAAAGGAAAAUUGCUACACUUGUUACUGUUCUGUAACCAAUACAGACUGCGUCUAUGAUGUACACGCCUGCAACUGUUUUUAUAACAAUGUAUAUUUCGAGUACGGAGAAGAAAUUUAUAACACACACGAUGGAAAUGGAAUCUGCAUCACUGCAACUUGUGGAGAGAAUGGGAAUAUUAUUAGAGGUGUUACACCUUGUCAAACUUCACCAACACAAUCAUCAACAACCGCAUUUGUCUUUACGAACAGUGGUAAGAACUUUAGCGGGAAAAGAUUUUGUAGGGUUUUUUUGAAAGCCUAUCUUUUCACCUCUAUUUUUGUAAAUUUUUAUUUAUUUUUUUUUACUUUCACAGAAACAACAACAGAGUUACCAAGUACAAGACUUAGUCAUAAAACUUCUAGUAUCACCACUGAAGCUGUUUCAAGAAUUUUAACUGUCUCUGUACCAGGGUUUUCACAAAAAACUAGAACAACAAAACCACCAUCAUCCUCCACAGUCACAGAAAAGCCAACUUUAACGGAGACACAGAAACAAAGUGUAAUGCCAACAACAAGAAAAAGCACAGCAUUCACAGAAAAACCUAUAACAUCUUCAAUAGUUACUUUAUCAACCACAGAACUCCCACCAAAACAAAUGACAACUAUUGGUGACUGCUUAGUUUGUGAGUGGUCGGGUUGGAUAAACAAUAUUUACCCUGGCACUUCAUCAACAGGUGGAGAUUAUGAAACAUUUGAUAACAUUACCGAUCCAGAUAUAGGUGCUUGUAAAACACCGAUAGACAUAGAGUGUCGUGCUAAAGAAUUCCAAGAUACACCUUUAAAUGACCUAGGUCAGAAGGUAACGUGUAACCUUGCACGAGGACUAAUUUGUAAUAAGGAAGACCAGAGCCCACCCUUUUGUUUUGAUUAUGAAAUACGAGUAAAAUGUUGUCGUAAUAUUUGCACAACAAACACUAAACAAACCACACUAAGUCUUCCUACUACUUCCACAAGAGAGCUUUACUCAACCCCAACUACUGCAGUCACAAAGAAAACAACUGAAACACAAAACUCAGAAACCCAAUCGACGAGAUAUCCCUCUAUUAUCACAGCAGCACCCACAACACCCUCAAUAAAACAGCCUUCUAAAGAAACUUCACAAUCCACAACACCUGUACUUAGUACAAGUACAGUUGUUUUUGAAACAACAACCACAGGACCUCCAAUCAAAAUCCCCACAACUUCCACAGAAAUUCCUGAAAUAACCACAGAAACACCAAUCAAUACAGCAAUUACAGAGAAAACCACAACAAAGCCAAUUAUUAUUGUUGAAUCCACAACAGAACAACCUUUUGAAGAAGGUUCAAAAUCCACAAUACCUGUACUUAGUACAAGUACAGUUGUUUUUGAAACAACAACCACAGGACCUCCAACCAAAAUUCCCACAACUUCCACAGAAAUUCCUGAAAUAACCACAGAAACACCAAUCAAUACAGCAAUUACAGAGAAAACCACAACAAAGCCAAUUAUUAUUGUUGAAUCCACAACAGAACAACCUUUUGAAGAAGGUUCAAAAUCCACAAUACCUGUACUUAGUACAAGUACAGUUGUUUUUGAAACAACAACCACAGGACCUCCAACCAAAAUUCCCACAACUUCCACAGAAAUUCCUGAAAUAACCACAGAAACACCAAUCAAUACAGCAAUUACAGAGAAAACCACAACAAAGCCAAUUAUUAUUGUUGAAUCCACAACAGAACAACCUUUUGAAGAAGGUUCAAAAUCCACAAUACCUGUACUUAGUACAAGUACAGUUGUUUUUGAAACAACAACCACAGGACCUCCAACCAAAAUUCCCACAACUUCCACAGAAAUUCCUGAAAUAACCACAGAAACACCAAUCAAUACAGCAAUUACAGAGAAAACCACAACAAAGCCAAUUAUUAUUGUUGAAUCCACAACAGAACAACCUUUUGAAGAAGGUUCAAAAUCCACAAUACCUGUACUUAGUACAAGUACAGUUGUUUUUGAAACAACAACCACAGGACCUCCAACCAAAAUUCCCACAACUUCCACAGAAAUUCCUGAAAUAACCACAGAAACACCAAUCAAUACAGCAAUUACAGAGAAAACCACAACAAAGCCAAUUAUUAUUGUUGAAUCCACAACAGAACAACCUUUUGAAGAAGGUUCAAAAUCCACAAUACCUGUACUUAGUACAAGUACAGUUGUUUUUGAAACAACAACCACAGGACCUCCAACCAAAAUCCCCACAACUUCCACAGAAAUUCCUGAAAUAACCACAGAAACACCAAUCAAUACAGCAAUUACAGAGAAAACCACAACAAAGCCAAUUAUUAUUGUUGAAUCCACAACAGAACAACCUUUUGAAGAAGGUUCAAAAUCCACAAUACCUGUACUUAGUACAAGUACAGUUGUUUUUGAAACAACAACCACAGGACCUCCAACCAAAAUCCCCACAACUUCCACAGAAAUUCCUGAAAUAACCACAGAAACACCAAUCAAUACAGCAAUUACAGAGAAAACCACAACAAAGCCAAUUAUUAUUGUUGAAUCCACAACAGAACAACCUUUUGAAGAAGGUUCAAAAUCCACAAUACCUGUACUUAGUACAAGUACAGUUGUUUUUGAAACAACAACCACAGGACCUCCAACCAAAAUUCCCACAACUUCCACAGAAAUUCCCGUGACAAGCACAUGUUCUUGCAAGUACUACAACCAGACCUUCUCUCCAGAUAGCAACAUAUACAACAAGACUGAUAAAGGAGGAUGGUGUUUUGUUGCAUAUUGCACUUUGACAUGUAAUGUUGAAAUAAAACCACAACCAUGUAAUUUUACAACCUUACCACCUCCUCAAACUUCACCAAGUUUUCAAAUCAGCACCACAAGCUCUUCCACACCAGUUCAUGGCCGCUCUACAUCAUCUAGAAUACCACCCCCUUCUGACUUUGCAACAGACUGCUUGUAUCUCAAACCACCCAGAAAGAAUGGGGAAUCCUGGAAAUCGGGCGAAUGCACCACAGAAACGUGCGAGAAUGGCAAAGUCAUCAUAGACCAUGUACCAUGUAAAGAAGUAACUAUCCCUGCUUGUGAAAAUAACCAGCCACCAGUGAGGGUUUAUGAUGAAGGAGGUUGCUGUUUCCACUAUGAAUGCAGAUGUGUGUGUUCUGGCUGGGGAGAUCCUCAUUAUCAGACAUUUGAUGGCCAAUAUUACAGCUUCCAGAAAAACUGCACCUAUGUCUUAAUAAAAGAGAUCCUACCCCGACAUAAUUUUAAAGUUCAUAUUGACAACGAAUAUUGUGAUCGCUCUGGAACUGUGACCUGUGCUAAAGCUUUGAAAGUUUUCUAUAAAAACUAUGAAAUCCUUCUUACACAAAAGAGAGGACUAAAAACUGUAAACACGGUUCUCGUCAAUGACAAACAAGUGAUUCCAGCCUACUCAAAUAAAGAUUUCACCAUCACAAGCACUGCAAUUGAACUUCUUUUGAAGAUCCCUGAAAUUGGAGCCAUUGUGACAUACAAAGGACUUUUAUUCAGUGUUGAACUGCCAUUUUCUCUUUUCCAUGACAACACAGAGGGACAUUGUGGUACCUGCGAUAAUAACAGGGCAAAUGACUGCAGAUUACCAAGUGGCAAGAUUCACCCACUCUGCUCUAGUAUGGCAAAUGAGUGGCAGGUACCUGACAAAAAUAAGCCAUAUUGCAACAAGACCACUCCUGGAGUUACUCCCAGUGUUACUUCCAGACCUGGACCAACUCCGUCAACGUGCAAAUCUGAGAUCUGUGAAGUUUUAAUCAGCAAGGUAUUUGAGGAGUGCCACAAAGAAAUUUCUCCUGAAGCUUUUUAUAAGGCCUGUAAAUUUGAUGUUUGCCACAUGUCAAAUAUGUCAGUGGGCUGUUCCAGCCUGGAGGCGUAUGCCCUCAUGUGUGCUGAGCUAUCUGUUUGUGUGUCUUGGAGAAAAGCUACAAAUGGCAAAUGUGAAUAUAAGUGUCCACAAAAUAAAGUCUACAAGCCUUGUGGGCCAACUGUUGUACCCACCUGCAAUGCAAGAUACAAUGAAAAGUCUCUGCAGCAGUGCCAGGGGGAGGGAGAUGACCAGAACACAGGUUGCACUGAAUUCAUGGAGGGAUGUUUCUGCCCAGAUGGAAAGACUCUGUACAGUCCAACUUCCGACAUCUGUGUCUCUUCCUGUUGCACUGGUCCUGAUGGACAGCCUAAACAGUUGGGUGAGAAGUGGCAGGUCGGCUGUAAGCAGUGUGUCUGUGACAUCAACUCUCAGAGUGUUGAGUGUAGACCUCUGGAGUGUCCGACUCAAGAACCAUUAAAGUGCACAGAGGAUGGUGAGGUUUUGGUAAAUCGCACAGUUGACUGCUGUGAGAGACUAACAUGUGAGUGUGAUAAGAACAGCUGCUCUCCUCAAACCCAAGAGUGUCAACUGGGAUAUGAAUUGAAGGUUCAUGUCUCAAAUGAAAGCUGCUGUCCUGUCUUCAGCUGUGUGCCAAAGGGUGUCUGUGUCUACAAUGAUACUGAGUACAAGCCUGGUAAAAUGUUCUCCAAAAGCCCAUGUGAAACCUGCCACUGCACCAACAACCAGGAUCCCAGCACCAAGCUGAACACCAUUGAAUGUCAUAAGAUGCAGUGCUCUGCCUCAUGUGACAAGGGCUUUGUGUUCAUGGAUCAGCCUGGACAAUGCUGUGGAUCAUGUGUUCAGACUAGAUGUGUUUUUGUUCCACCAGAAGGUACCUCUCCAGUACUUUUGGAGCCUUCUGAGUCAUGGUCCCCACCAAAUGAUAACUGUGUCAGGUAUGACUGCCAAAAGGUGAACGAAGAGUUCAUUGUUUCCAGAAACCAAACAACCUGUCCUGAAUUUGAUCCUGACAACUGCAUCCCUGGAACAGAACAAACUGACGCAAACGGCUGCUGCAAAACUUGUACUCCCCGCUACAGCUGUCAGUUGAACAGGACCACCACCUUCCUGGUGAAAGGGAACUGCAAAUCCGCUGAACCAGUGGAGCUCACCUCCUGUAGGGGAUCCUGUGGAGCCUCCUGGUCAAUGUACUCAAUGGAAGAUGGCAUGAUGAUGCAUUCUUGCUCCUGUUGUAAAGAAAUGACCACCAGUAAUAAGACUGUGGAGAUGAUCUGUGAUGAUGGCGAAAGACCGUAUCACACCUACAUUUCGGUGGAAAAGUGUGGUUGUGAGGACGCUGAAUGUGAAGAGGAGGAGGAGGACAACAUCUCGACAGAGGAGGAAGAGGGGAAAGGGAAAAACAAAGGGUGGAAGAGAUGGAAUAAAAACAAGAAGAGAAAGAAUAAAAAGGGAGAUGGAAACAAUGAAGGGGGGAAGGGAAAGAAUAAAGAGGGGGAGGAAAAGAGUAAUGAGAGCGGAGGAAAGAGUAACGAGAGCGGAGAAAAGAGUAAUGAGAGCGGAGGAAAGAGUAAAGAGAGAAGAAGAAAGAAAAAUGAGAGAGGAGGAAAGAGUAACGAGAGCGGAGGAAAGAGUAACGAGAGCGGAGGAAAGAGUAACGAGAGCGGAGAAAAGAGUAAAGAGAGCGGAGGAAAGAGUAAUGAGAGAAGAAGAAAGAAAAAUGAGAGGGGAGGAAAGAGUAAUGAGGGCGGAGGAAAGAGUAAUGAGAGCGGAGGAAAGAGUAAUAAUAAAGGAGAAAAGAAUAGUAAGAGAAUGUCAGAAAGAAAGGGAAAAAUAAAGGAGUUUGUAGUCUGAGCAUAAUAAUAAACACAAUUAAACUAUAUGUCAGACCAACAAACAGACUUUUGGGUCUAAGCAACUCUUAAUACUCUUGCAUACUUUUAAAAAAGCACGACUGUGCUGGAUCUAAUUUUAUCUUCACUUCUUAAACUGGAUUCUGGGCUUUCUCUGUUCCUGUUUGUGUUUUAUUUUUUGCUUUGUUUUGUUUCUGGCAGUUAAAAAUGUAAUGCUUCAAACUUUUCUCUACUAUGUCAUUAAAGAGCAAGUCAAAUGAAAA